GACUGACGCUGCCCCCCGUCCCAGCCAGCUCCCCCCCCUCCCUCUUUUGGCUCACACACACAGUGUUUGUUUGCUGUGUUUAAGCCUGAGGUGCUGCUGGUGGAGGUGGUGGUGUUGUGUUGGUGGUGGGGAGGGGGCACUGCCAGGGCAGAGCAGGGGCUCCGGAGAAGGAGAAGAAGAAGAAGACGGAGAAGAAGAGGAAGAGGAGGAGAAGAAGAGGAAGAGGAGGAGGAAGAAGAAGAGAGAGACAAAGUGGAUCAGAUCAACAGCAGCAGACUGAACGCUGGAAAUGCCCGUCAGGUCUGAGUCUGUCACCCCGUCAGCCAAUCAGAGCCUUCGUUAACGUCGGCGUCGGCGUGUGAUUGGGGGAAGGAUGGCAACACAUGCCGUUGUCAGUGAGGGGAAGUGUGUGAGUGUGGAGUGGGAUUUCCUACAAGGACUACUGGAGCCUCACACCCUGCCCUGUCUUCAGAACCUGCGUAAAGAGAAGUCUCGUAGGGCUCGUUCACGGCGGGGGAAGGAGAACUUUGAGUUCUUCGAGCUGGCGAAGAUGCUGCCUUUGCCCGGCGCCAUCAGCCAGCUUGACAAGGCCUCCGUAAUCCGGCUGACCAUAAGCUACCUGCACAUGCGCACCUGCAGCCAGGGAGACCCGCCCUGGAGCCCACUGAUGGAGGGAGAAAACGAUUGUAGUGAGGUUAGACGAUCAUCUCACUCUCUAGCGACAGACAUGUUUGAGCAGCACCUUGGGGCACACCUCCUGCAGGUAACGGAUGGCUUUGUGUUCGUGGUCAGCCAUGAGGGACGCUUCCUUUACAUCUCAGAGACAGUUUCUAUCUACCUGGGUGUUUCUCUUCAGGUGGAGCUGACCGGCAGCAGUGUGUUUGACUACAUCCAUCCGGCAGACCACGUGGAAAUGGCCGAGCGGCUGGGGAUCAAGCCACACUUGAGGGCGGAGGCCGGCUGUCAUAUGGCCCCUGAGAGUGCUUCCAGCUCUGCAUCCACCUCCUCUCUGGCUGGUACACCUGAACCUGCUCCAUCAAGUCCUCAUUCUCCUUCCGAUGAAUCUCCCGACCGUGGGUUCUUCAUCCGCAUGAAGUCCACACUCACCAAAAGAGGCCUGCACGUCAAGUCUUCUGGAUACAAGGUGAUCCAUGUGACAGGACGUAUCCGCUGCCGCCCCGCACUAGUGCCAGGCUCAACGCGCUCCGUGCGUCGACCACUGGGUUUGGUCGCCUUGGCACACACACUCCCACCCACCUCGCUUAACGAAGUCCGCAUGGAGAGCCAGAUGUUUGUCUUCAGAGUGAACAUGGACCUACAGGUCACAUACUGUGAGAACAGGAUCUCAGAGUAUAUGGAUCUGACCCCGGCAGAGGUGGUGGGACAUACCUGUUACCAUUUUAUUCAUGUAGAGGAUCUGGAAAACCUCCGGCAGAGCCAUGAGGACUUGCUGCGAAAAGGCCAAGUGGUGACAGGCUACUACCGCUGGCUCCAGAGGAGAGGAGGCUACCUGUGGAUCCAGUCCACUGCCACCGUCUCCAUCAAUCACAAAGCCCCCCACGAACGCAACGUCAUCUGGGUCAACUACGUCCUGAGUCGAACAGAGUUGCCCGACACUCCCCUGGAUAUCCUGCAGCUACCAGAGAAUGUAAGAGCAGAGCGACUCAGAGUUAGCUCCUCCCCCGCUGCCAGCUCCCCACAGGCCCGAGGCUCGCAGUCGACAAAGAGCUCAGCGGGGAAGAGUGACCCUGACACUAAAGGUAGAGAGAAAUUCUCAGCCUCCACCAUCCAAUCAGAGGACAGAAGGAAGCGCCUGCUGAGGUCCGAGCCCGAAGGCGCUCCUCCAGAAACCCGCCGCAGGAUGGAGGAGCUCUGUCACGUGGAGGAGAGCGUCUCAGCAUCUUCUGACCUGGCCAGCGAGAGUGAGGGGGAGGAAGAGGAAGAGACAGAGUGGGACCAAGGGGGAGACAGUGACAGAUUGAAACAGGAAGACAUCAGCAGGAGAGGAGGUAAACAGAGCAGAGGGGGAGGAGGAGACACCCCAACUCGAGGCGGGGAGAGGGGGGGCCGGGCGCACAACGGCCGGGCUGUGAUCCAGCAGCUAAAGAGCGUAGUGACCCCGUCUACUCUGCCAGGAAGCCCCAGCAUCAAGACUGAACACGAAGCCCUGACCACCGGGGGGCGCUGGGGGUCACACACACAAACCACCGCCUCACACACACACAGCACACAGCCCUCCCACGCACACACACCCUCCAGCAGCCUCAACGGGGACAGCCCAACCACCCCGAUCCCUGACUCUUCCUCUAGCAGUGAGGCUCCUCCAAAAGGCCUCUUCACUCCCCCCUCCCCGGCUCUGUCACCAGCCAUGUCUGUGUCCUCCCCUCUCCCCCGUGACGACAGGGUGGUGUCAGGUGCGAUCAGUCGGAGCAGCGGUGGAGUAGGUAACCCUGACUUUGAGCUGCUGCAGAGACUGGCUGCAGGUGGCGCAGCGAGUCGGGUCCUCUUCCACCCCCUUGCCCUCGGCCCUCAGGGCCCCCAGAGCCUCUACGCUCCCAGCACCAUCCGCUAUGCUCCGCCUGAGCUGCCCCCCUCGCACCACCACAGCACGGGACACGGCGAGGGCCUGCAGCUACGCUCGGACCACCACAAGGGACCCCCGCCGGCCUUCUUCCCCCACCUGCAGCGGUUGGCUGGCCUGCCACCCUUCAGCGGUUUCUCCCCGUCUGACAACCCAUUCUCCUCCGGCCUGCCCUUCUGUAUGAACGGACUGAGGGGGGCUGCGGGCUCAGAGGAGGACUGAGACUUGAAAAAUGAAGGACAGAGCAGAGCGGAGUGACAGACCAGAAAGAGAGACAGUGAAAAGGGCAGCAGAGAACAGAAGUGGCAGGACAUUAAGCCUCUGAGGACGUUACUAAUUGGACGAUGAGUUGAAUAACUGCGAUCUAAAAUCUGUGACAAGACGCUGCCACGGGGAAUUAUUGUGUCAGUGACUCUGCGACAAAACACAACAUGGGAACUUUUGACGCGAUGUCCCUGCAGACUUUUCGUCUUUACAACAAUAAUGAACUCUGCUCUGUGUCUUUCUCUCGAUAACUGUGUUCCUGUGUCUCUUCCACUCAGAGAAGCCAUAUUGUACAUAGAGACAAAACCAUAAAGACCCUCAGCUCACAUCCUCCUCACUGUCACCCAGAUUAACAAAAUUAACCCUAAAGCCAGUAGAGAAAGAGAGAGGGAUGGACACUCGUCUGUAGGAAUGACAGUAACUUUGGGAUAUGAAUUUUUAUUAUUGCAGUAUUAUAAAAAUCACCUCUGACACAGGUGAUUAUAGGGUUUACCUUAAAAUAGAUGGAGACAGCCCUCCGGUGUUUUUUAUUGAGAUUUAAAAUGAUAAUUAAAAAAACACAAGUAUUCAUCAGUCAGCCAUACUUAAAGCACACUAUUGGGACAAAAAUAUGAAUAAAGUAGUCCCAGACAUUCCAUUAUGUAUAAGGGAAGAAAAUGCAAUGCAGACAGGACGUUAUUUCUGUUGUUUGAUUUAGGGAGAUCAUUGGUUUAACUGAGUAUUAAUUAUAGUAUAUUCUGUAUGAUGCUGCGGUUGAGUUUGUGUAUGAAAGCCAUAUUCUUGUUUUAUAUUUUGAAGUGUUUAUUGCUGUUAUUACCAGAUAAUACAGAAGGAAGAAUUGUGCGAUAGACAGAGGGGAUCACUUUGUUUACUGGAUGUAAAAUAUCAUCCAAAUACCUUUUUUAUUAUUCUCCAUAAAAGACAUUUUUGAAGAAUGUCCUUUUUUUGGAGGGAAAAUGUUGGACAGAUGUUUUUUUUUUAUCAUUAUAACCUGUGUUUUUUCUGAGCACUUACUGAAAUUAGUUCUGUUCUGAACUCAAAGCACUAUAUCACUUAACACUGACUGUGUGAUCCUGUUAAAACAGAAAACAAUGCAAGAGUGGUCACUAAUACGAUGGUGUGACCACUGUGAAAAAGGGAAGGGAUACAUAAACAGACCAGGGACUGGUCACUAAAAGACGACCAUAAGAGGUCAAUAAAAAACUGAAUUAUUCUGAGGGUUUCAUUUCAGGUUGGUCUACUUCUAAAUGAAAAUAAUGGAACUAUUAAACACUUUUGCAUUUCUGAGAAUUAAUUUUAUGACUGUAGAAAAUAAAAACAAAACAAAUUUUACAGGAAAAAAACACUUUUUUUCUCUCUGGGUUGAAUUCUUACAAAAAACACCUAAACUAAAAAAUGCGGUAUUCUGAAAUGGGAACGCUUUUUUUUCUGUUUUAAAAAAUGUUUGCAUCACACAGUGAAAUACAUUUGAAGAAAAUGAUGAAAAAUUAAUUUUUUUCCAUAAUAAUUAGCCAUAAUUACUCGUCAGAAAAUUCUCUUGGACAGCACUUUGGAAUAAAGUCAUUCAAACUGAUCUAUUGUGGAAUCAAAAUAAAUUUCUAUAAUAUGUUGAAAAGUCUUUGAAAUGAUCCCCCACUGUAAUUAAGUUGUUUUUACCUACAUUUUUUUAAUCCAAAUUGAGAUGAUGGUCGACUGCCUGACUUUAAAGAUCUGAAAUCUCUCAUGUUUUGAUUUUUGAUUUCAAACUAAGAGUUUAAAAAAAGCAUUUAUCAUUUUUUCAGCUCCGAUGUGCACUACACACCCAUACAAAUAUGUGUGAGUGAGCGAGCGAGCGCACACAUUCUCGGGUGUUUAAUGGUAUAACUCGUGUGUAUGACUGUAUGUGUGUGUGUGUGCAAGAAUGAUUUUCCUUUUUUUUUGAUUGAAUUAAAUAUCUAACCCCUUGCCCAUCACUGUGAAGCUAACAUUAUCCUCCAUCUUUGUGAAUACUUCACCAACUCAUGAAAUAAAAUGAACAAAUGUAAAAAGAAACAGUGAUACAGAUGACGAUAACAAUAAAAUAUUCCAGUAGAGGAGCACAACUCAA
This is a messenger RNA of Notolabrus celidotus (New Zealand spotty), 4931 nucleotides long. RefSeq names its product neuronal PAS domain protein 1 (gene npas1). Gene Ontology annotation, molecular function: DNA-binding transcription factor activity, RNA polymerase II-specific; protein dimerization activity; RNA polymerase II transcription regulatory region sequence-specific DNA binding. The record is from RefSeq and is a predicted model, not a curated record. NCBI's taxonomy places the organism in Eukaryota, Metazoa, Chordata, Actinopteri, Labriformes, Labridae. Gene Ontology annotation, biological process: regulation of transcription by RNA polymerase II.